Messenger RNA from Striga asiatica, 1152 nucleotides. NCBI's taxonomy places the organism in Eukaryota, Viridiplantae, Streptophyta, Magnoliopsida, Lamiales, Orobanchaceae. The record is from the annotation of a GenBank genome assembly.
CAACAACGUGCGUCUCCUACCUAAAUCGGAUUCUCUCUAUAAAAGACCAAUCACCGCACACACUGACUCUGUGCGAAAUAUUUGCCUCAAUUAUUGUCCUUCACUCCUUUACCAGAUUCUCUGAAAGAUUCUUAUUAUUGGCAGCCUUCCGCGGACUUGCCUAUUUACAGUUGGCCCGUGAUUGAUUGAAGCCAGCGGCUGGGUACGAGGCCAAGAUGGAUGUCAACAACGGCGGCGCGUCGGCGUUGGAGCUGCCCGUGGGAAUAUCCUCUAUUAUCCCGGGGUGGUUCUCGGAGAUAAGCCCAAUGUGGCCUGGGGAAGCUCACUCGUUGAAGGUAGAAAAAAUAUUAUUUAAGGGGAAGUCUGAUUACCAAAAUGUUAUGGUUUUUCAGUCGGCAUCAUAUGGAAAAGUUCUAGUUUUGGAUGGUGUAAUUCAACUCACUGAGAGGGAUGAAUGUGCUUAUCAAGAAAUGAUUGCUCAUCUCCCACUUUGCUCCAUUCCAAAUCCAAAAAAGGUUCUGGUAAUUGGAGGAGGAGAUGGUGGUGUCUUGCGUGAAGUGUCGCGUCAUUCAUCUGUCGAGAAGAUAGAUAUAUGUGAGAUUGAUAAAAUGGUGGUUGAUGUUGCUAAACAAUUUUUCCCCGAUGUAGCUGUGGGGUAUGAUGAUCCUCGUGUGACGUUGCACAUUGGAGAUGGCGUUGCAUUUCUGAAGGCUGUUCCGGAAGGAACUUACGAUGCAGUUAUAGUGGACUCUUCGGACCCAAUUGGUCCAGCAAAGGAGCUGUUUGAGAAGCCUUUCUUUGAGUCAGUAGCAAAAGCUCUUCGGCCAGGAGGAGUGGUGUGUACUCAGGCAGAGAGCAUUUGGCUUCACAUGGACAUUAUUGAAGAUAUUGUCUCAAACUGCCGCCAGGUUUUCAAAGGCUCUGUCAAUUACGCUUGGACCUCUGUUCCAACAUAUCCUAGUGGUGUUAUAGGGUUCAUGCUAUGUGCGACCGAGGGUCCCCCUGUUGACUUUAAGCAUCCGGUCAACCCGAUAGAUGCAGACAAUAGCUAUGUCGAAACUAAGGGCCCACUAAAGUUUUACAACUCAGAGAUCCAUUCUGCGGCUUUCUGCUUGCCCUCGUUUGCCCGCAAGUUGAUCACAAGUUAGCCGA